Molecule: messenger RNA, 918 nt
Organism: Cryptococcus amylolentus CBS 6039
Lineage: Eukaryota; Fungi; Basidiomycota; Tremellomycetes; Tremellales; Cryptococcaceae
Exons: 5
Coding region: 32-772 (246 amino acids)
Molecular function (GO): phosphatase activity
Source: RefSeq, a predicted model, not a curated record
UUCACAUUCAGCAAACCUCGCGUCAGCAACAAUGUCCAAGCAAUUGAUCGUCUUUGACUUCGACUGGUCUUUCGUGGACCAGGACACCGACCGAUGGGUCUUUGAGGUGCUCUCUACCGAGCUCAGGCGGUUGUUGCAGACUCGAAAGUCUGGGGGUUCGCAAUGUACGCCUGAUGUUGUCAAUGAAACCAUGAAGGACCUUUACGAACGUGGCUUCAAGAAGGAGCAAGUCCUUGAGGCUCUCCGAAUCCUCCCCUUCCAUCCUGCCAUGAAGCGUGCGGUUCUCGCCUACAAGGGACGUGACGCCAACAACUCUCUUUUGUGUUUGUCCAACUCCAACGAGGUGUACAUCUCUACCAUCCUCGAGAAACACGGCCUCACCGACCUCUUUACCGACGUGAUCACCAACCCUGCCCACUGGUCCGAGUCUGCCCCUGACCACCUCAUCAUCGGCCGUCGCCUUCCUGCCACCGAGCCUCCUCACGGCUGUACUGUCGGAUGCCUCGCCAACAUGUGCAAGGGUGACGAGCUCUCAACCUACCUCGCGGCCCACGGUGGUAUCGACAGCUUCAAGAAGAUCGUCUAUGUCGGAGACGGAGGCAACGACUUCUGUCCGUUGUUGAGGAUGAGGAAGGGUGACUGGGCUUGUGUCAGGAAGGGUAUGGAGUUGCACGGUAGGAUCAAGGAAGAGGGUGCCAAGUGUGGGUUGGUGGCAGAGGUCAAGUACUGGGAACAGGCUUGGCAACUCGAUGAAUACUUCUCCGAGCUCUAAAACAUUCGCGGGGAAUCCUUUCGUACUCGUUUUCAAGGGGUUUUGGGAUAGAGUAGCAUAGACUGAUCAUCACGAGCACAUGCAACAUGUCCACAUGUUCACACGUCUUGCACUCCUCUUCCUCUCCUUCUCGCGCUUUCGUCCCG